Molecule: messenger RNA, 1671 nt
Organism: Cadophora gregata
Lineage: Eukaryota; Fungi; Ascomycota; Leotiomycetes; Helotiales; Ploettnerulaceae
Exons: 5
Coding region: 260-1666 (468 amino acids)
Biological process (GO): glucan catabolic process
Molecular function (GO): hydrolase activity, hydrolyzing O-glycosyl compounds
Source: RefSeq, a predicted model, not a curated record
CUGCCUUUGAAUUGUUCAUCCGAAGUUCAUGCAUUUCACAAAAUGCAUCUUAAAUAGACGGGAGUGGAGUGCCAAGGAGUUCUGUCACACAUGCAUCUGUAUCCCAAGUUUGAUCAGCCCGGUCACAGCGAGGGGCUGAGUUGUACAUUCUGCAUGAUAAGAUCAUUGAUUCCCGCUGUUGGAGGCUGUUCUCUGUACGUUGUCGGUUCAUUCGUUCAUUCUUUCAUUUCGUUCACUACAUACAUUCGUUUCUCAAAUCAUGUAUUUAAAGUCACUUUUAGUUUUGGGCAGUGUCCCAUGGGUGUUUGGCAAGGUUCAAUAUAUGGGGAUGAAUAUUGCUGGUUUUGAAUUCGGGUGCGAGAUUGAUGGAACAUGUCCGACUGGCAAGACCCAAUCGCCGAUGGGCUCGGACGCCGUUGGACAAAUGCAACAUUUCGUAAAUGAUGAUGAGAUGAAUAUAUUCCGUUUGCCUGUAUCAUGGCAGUUCCUGGUGAACAACAAACUUGGCGGGACCCUCGACUCCAAUAACUUCGGGAAAUAUGAUCAACUCAUGCAGGCGUGCUUGGGGCUCGGAACAUUAUGCGCGAUUGACCUUCACAACUUCGCGAGAUUCAACAACCAGAUCAUUGGGCAGAGUGGAGGCGCGGUGACAGACGCUCAGUUUGCAGAUGUAUGGAGUCAGUUGGCAACGAAGUACAAGAAUAACGACAAGGUCAUUUUUGGUCUCAUGAACGAACCUCAUGAUGUGGAUGUCCCACUAUGGGCAAACAGUGUCCAGGCUGCAGUCAUUGCCAUCAGGAAUGCUGGCGCUUCAUCUCAGAUGAUCCUGCUUCCCGGAACAAAUUUCGCUAGUGCUGGGAAAUUUGUCAGUAGCGGAUCUGGAGAUGCUUUAAUCAAAGUCACAAAUCCGGACGGGACUUUUGAUGGGUUAAUUCUAGACCUUCACAAGUAUCUGGAUGUGGAUAAUUCUGGAAACCACGCCGAAUGCACGACCGAUAACAUCGCUGAUGCAUUUGCAAUUGCGGCCGAUUUCUUGAGGCAAAACGGCAGGCAGGCGCUGGUCAGUGAGACUGGAGCUGGUAGUACAGACUCUUGCUUGACGGACUUCUGUGCUCAGAACAAAUUCUUGAACGAUAAUUCCGACGUCUUCUUGGGCUACAUCGCCUGGGCUGCCGGAUCGUUCUCGACAUCAUAUGUCCUGAGCUUGACGCCUUCCAAGAAGAAUGGAAAAUACGUGGACAAUCAACUGGCAGCUCAGUGUGUCGUUGCUCCCUGGAGAGACGCAGGACCAGCAAUAUCUGUGUCUUCGGCGGUUGCAGUGGCAAGCACAGCGUCACCAGCAGGAAGCAUAACACCAAUCCCAACACUUGUCAGCGUCACAGCAGGCAACUCCGCAGGAGUAACUUCCGUAGGAGGUGCAUCCACAAUCACUAGGACAACCUCAGCUACGAGGACAACGACUGUUAUGAGGACGAGUACUGCGGUAGCUAGCAGAAGUGGAGGUAUUUUUGCUCCGGUUGGAGCUAAUCAAACAGUGUCUGGAGUCGGAAGUACCAGGACGAGCACUUCCACUCCUGUUAUUGCUACUGGAGGUGCCGAACCUGAGAUGAGGAGGUUUGCUGGUGGAUUGCUUGCGGGCAGUCUCUUAUUUGCGAUGAUUUUGUAAUAAAU